Molecule: messenger RNA, 1454 nt
Organism: Cherax quadricarinatus
Lineage: Eukaryota; Metazoa; Arthropoda; Malacostraca; Decapoda; Parastacidae
Source: RefSeq, a predicted model, not a curated record
AUGUUUUUCAGGUAUGUUCGUGCCUUGGGAGCAUUUUACCUGAGGUUGGUAUAUGGUUCCUUGGAUUGCUACAAAUACCUGGAACCUCUUCUUAAUGACUACAGGAAACUGCGCAUUAUGGAUCGCUCGGGCCAGUACCAACUUGCUCACAUGGAUGAAUACAUUGAUACUUUAUUGAGAGAUGAGCGUGCCUGUGAUGUCAUUUUACCCAGAGUUCAAAAAAGAUGGAUCCAUGAAGCCAAUAAUGAGCUUGAAGGACGAGUGUCUCUACUGGACGAUGAUUUAGAUGAUCUGGAGAGUGAAAGUGAUGAAGAAGAAAUCCUUCCUCCUCCAAGACCAAGAAGUGACCCAGUAGAACCAACACGAACAGCACCUAGUAGGGAUGAUCGUCAUGGAAGAGGCCACUCUCCAUCCAGACGUUCCCCACAGCGAGAUUUAAGAAAUGACAGAGAAAGAGAAAAGAGGCAUCGAAGCAGAAGUCGCUCUCGGGAGAGAGACAGAGGCAUGGAGCGAGAGAGAGGAAUGGACAGAAUGGAACGUGACCGAGGAAUGGAUCGUGAUAGAGGAAUGGACAGAGAAAGAAUGAUGGAUAGAGAAAGGGGAAUGGAGAGAGAAAGAGGAAUGGAAAGAGAAAGAGGGAUAGAAAGAAUGGACCGAGAAAGAGGAAUGGAGAGAGAUAGAGGGAUGGAAAGGGAAAGAGGUAUGGAACGUGAUCGUGGCAUGGACCGUGAAAGAGGCAUUGAGAGGGAGAGAAAGCGCCAUCGCAGCAGAUCCAAAGAAAAGCGUCAUCGAUCUAGAUCUAGAUCUCCUGGUCAUCAUCCCCACCAUCAUCGAGAACGUGGUCGUGGAGGUGAGAAGGAACGUGAACAUCGCCAUACGGAACGUGCAGAGAGAGAACACGGCAAGGAAAGAAAUAGAGACCGAGAGAGAGAUCGUGAACGUGGGGAACGCAAAGAAAAACACCAUCGUAGUGGACGCAGUAAAAGGGAUAACAUGAUGGGAAUGAGCAGAGUUGAAAUGGAAAUUGCAGAAGCUAAUGUUCUCAGGGCUCGCCUAGGCAUGCCACCACUCCGCCUUUAACACAAUAAACAACAGGUGUUUCCUCUUUUCUGUAACAAAUGUAUUUUUCUUCUCCUUUGUUCAGUAUCUGUUUGGCUUGUGAUUGAUUUUACAAGUACUGUAAUUGUAAAAUAAAAUGAAGACAAAUGAUUUGAUGUGAAGUAGUCAGAUGUUUCAAACAUUUAUGCAGUACUUUAAUGUUAAAUUAUUGAAAUAUUUUAUUUCUGUAUUCUAAUUUUCACUUUUUGACAACAUUUACUUCAUAUUAGUUUUUGGACUAUAAUUUGUAAAAAUUUAUAAUACAGUAGAUAUAAAUUUUCUAUAUAAAGUGUGGGUGAAAUAAUCUAAUGAAGAGAUUGAAGAAUUUUUUCAUGUAUGAAAACAUUUUAAAAUAA